Syngnathoides biaculeatus (alligator pipefish) is the source of this 927-nucleotide messenger RNA. Its product is annotated as growth arrest and DNA damage-inducible protein GADD45 beta-like. Gene Ontology annotation, biological process: regulation of cell cycle. Gene Ontology annotation, cellular component: cytoplasm; nucleus. The transcript has 4 exons. NCBI's taxonomy places the organism in Eukaryota, Metazoa, Chordata, Actinopteri, Syngnathiformes, Syngnathidae. The record is from RefSeq and is a predicted model, not a curated record. The coding region runs from base 110 to 559 and encodes 149 amino acids.
UCUUUCUCCCCCCCACCCCAAAAAAAUAUUGCUAGAUUUUUUUGGCAAGAAGCACAAAGUGCUCUCCUGCUGCACCGGCACGGUUUGCACUUUCUUUAUCCGUGCAAGCAUGAGCCCGGAGGGCAGCUUGACAUCCGGCGUCAAGGAGAAGAGAAUGCAGUCGGUAGGCGUGGCCCUGGAGGAGCUGCUGGUGACGGCUCAGAAACAAGAGUGCCUCACGGUCGGCAUCUAUGAGUCGGCUCAACUCCUCAACAAGGACCCGGACAGCGCGGUCCUGUGCGUGCUGGCCGCCGACGGCAACGAGGCGGACGUGGCCCUGCAGAUCCACUUCACGCUGCUGCAGUCGUUCUGCCGCGACAGCGGCAUCACCAUCCUGCGCGUGUCCGGCGUGCCGCGACUGCGCCGGCUGCUCGGCGGCGAGGGGGACGGGGACAUCCACUGCAUGCUCGUCACGAACCCUCAGGCUGACAUCCGCCGACUGCAGGAAGUUGGCGUCUACUGCCAGGAGAGCCUCGGCGUGGACCAGUGGGUGCCCGAGCUAACCCUGCAAGAGCGUUGACGCCAAAGCUAGCGGAUGUUCGCUCCCGCUUGAACGAUCUUUCGACGGCAGGAGGACGGGGAACCGCGCUCCUCGCCGCGUCACCGAAUACGAGGCUGGAACUCGGGACACGUGACAAAGCUGGACUCCAGCGUGCAUUUCGAGGAAUCGAACAGAACGUGGCUGAGGUGUAAAGUACGCGAGGCAUUCCCGUGUACUGUACCGACGCAUGCAAAAAUAUACAUUUUUUUUUUUUUUUUUAAUUCAUGUAUGUGCUUUUAACAUCCACGCAUGUUGAGCAGAAAUGGAAUGUAUGUGCCGCCAGAGGUUAUUUAACAUAAUUAAAUUAUUUUGGUAGGAAAUAGUACCUGUAACCCGCAAAAAUGGAA